Phymastichus coffea is the source of this 1536-nucleotide messenger RNA. RefSeq names its product dynein axonemal assembly factor 11-like (gene tilB). The record is from RefSeq and is a predicted model, not a curated record. The transcript is spliced from 4 exons. The coding region runs from base 205 to 1536 and encodes 443 amino acids. Lineage: Eukaryota; Metazoa; Arthropoda; Insecta; Hymenoptera; Eulophidae. Gene Ontology annotation, molecular function: protein binding. Gene Ontology annotation, cellular component: cytoplasm. Gene Ontology annotation, biological process: outer dynein arm assembly.
GUGCUACGAAAUUAAUGAGCACACAAAUCGUACAACAAAAGUUAAUGCAGUUGGACGGUGCAUCCUAACGACGCACCAACCAAAUCAUACGAGCAAGUAGAUUGACAUUUAAGCAGGGCAAAUCGAGAGAAGGGGAGAAGACGGUAACCAAGCCGUAGUUUGUUAAAUCGAUACACCUCAUCGCGUACACACUCGUCUGCGUCUAUGCAGUAUUUGCUUUUCUUUCGUGGCGUAUGUAACCUCGGAGCAUUGAGAGGAGAGAAAAAAAAAAUGCCGCGUAUAACAAUAGAAUUGUUGAGAAAACGCUGCGAGCACAAUGAAGGUGAAAUAUCCACGCUCGAGGAGUUAUCGUUGCAUCAGGAAAACAUCGAAAGAAUCGAGCUGCUCAAUCAAGCCUGUCGAGACCUGAGGAUCCUGCUGCUGCAGUAUAACCUCAUAUCUAAAAUCGAAAAUCUACACAAACUUAAGAAACUCGAGUAUCUUAACUUGGCACUCAACAAUAUCGAAGCUAUCGAGAACUUGGAAGGGUUGGAGAGCUUGCAGAAACUCGAUCUCACGGUCAAUUUUGUUGGCGAUUUACGAGGUGUUAAAACGUUGAGAGGAAACGAGCAUCUGGAGCAGCUAAUCCUCACGGGCAAUCCAUGUUGCGAUUACGAGGGCUACCGCCAGUACGUCGUGGCGACGUUACCUCAGCUGAAGGAGCUCGACAUGACUCGUAUCGAGAGAUCGGAGCGUAUCAAGGCGCUGCAAAGGUAUGCGGAGGCCGAGGGCGACGUCAUACGCGGAUACCGGAAGUACGCGGCGAUCAGGCAAGCGCAAAGGAGCCGACGCGAAUCUUUGGAAACGAGCGAGAUCACGGAUGAGAAUAACGACAGCGCGGACGAGGACGCGGCAUUCUGGAACUCGACGAGUCAGCACACGCCGGAGGAUCGCGUGGCCAUAGCGAGGAGAACUAUGAAGCAGCAGGAGAGGCGCGACGGCAAAAGUUCGACGUCUAAUCAGCCGAAAAAGUCGGCUCUGAGAUUAUUCAGUCCCGAGGGACGGCCGUACAACGUCAACCAAGCGAAAGUGGCGUUCAGGUUGAACGACGAGGAUGAUCGUGAGAACGUCACUCUCGACGUGACAGUUUACAAGCACCUCGACACGAGUUUCGUCGACGUGGACGUGCAGCCCACUUACGUUCGCGUGACGAUCAAGGGCAAAAUUUUACAGCUGAGCUUGCCCUGCGAAGUGACGACGGACAAGAGUGUCGCUCAGCGUAACGUUACGACGGGCAGUCUGAUCAUCACCAUGCCGAGAGUCAACAGAUUAACGGCUUUGUCGGCGACGAGGAAAGAAGUUAAGAGCAAUAAGAGCGUAAGGAGGAUCAGAGCGACCCCCGAGGUGAGCAAGCGAGAGUAUUUGGAAAUUGGACCGCCGAAGAGGGACAAUCUCGACGAUCUUUUGAGAAUCGUCGGGAACGACGAGAAAUCAACGAAGAAGAAAGUGGCGGACGAAGAUUUCGUGGAUAAUCCCGAUGUGCCGCCGCUCGAAUGA